CUGAUUAUGCGGAUGCGCCACCUGCUGCUUUUGCGCAGUAGCCUACUUUAGCUUUGAGGGGUUGCCACUAGACGCAUUGUCUUCCUUUACUCGGUUUGUAAGUGAAACUAAUUGAGGUUAAGUUCUUCUGGAAUUGUGUUGAAGCCAAAAAAAAAACCCGAUUAAACAACUCCGACAGAAGACAAAUGUAAUCGAGUUAAAGCGGAAAAACUACAUCUCUCCCACUAAAAGCCUUGGGAAACCGAUGAUGGAUCUUUUUCAAAGGAUCAAGCGUAUCCUCUUUCGGUAUUUCAGAAGUAGUUAUUUACAAACAUUAACAACUUCGUUGUCAAAGCAAAAAAUUUCCAGGAUUUUAUGCCAAAUAAAAGAAAAAGUUUUUUUUUGUCUUAAUUCAAAAUCUUAUCUCUUUUUUAAAAGUUAAUUUUAUUUUUAAAAUUUUAUUUCCACGCACAGUUUUUACAAACAAAACCAGGCAAUGCAUUAAAGGGACAGUGCAGGAGAGCAACAAGUCCAGACCCUGGGACCCAGGUGAGGUGAGACCUGUGUGACCACCUGCUUUAACUGAUCUGGUAAGCGCUAAGUGACAAUGAAAGUAAGCAGACCCCGCAGCUCUCCUGGACUGGGUUCGGAGACACAGUGGCCCUCAAGGAUGGGGUUCGGGGACCCCAGCUGACCCUGUGACCCUCCAGGACCAGGGUUGGGGACCGCACAAGGUGACGGACGAGCCAUGGGCAGUAACCGCAUGGAAGGGAAGAUGACAGAAUUUCUAAAGUUUCUCGAGUUUGGGUUUCAGGAGCAGAUCGCAAUUCCUCCCCACUGCUGUCUUCACUCCUUUCCUGCUUCGCAAGCCAGCUGAUUGGCUCCUUCGUCCUCCUGCUCUGGCAGUGAAGAUGGCUGCCAAUCUACGGCCCCCUGCUGUGCCAUUUAGACAGUGGCGCAGGAGGGAGUCUGAGCAAAUGACAUUCAUUUCUGAGAAGAGGCUCAGAGGGAUUUGGUUCCCCAUUAAUUAAGCCUCUUAAGACAUUCUGCUCCGUUUACUCUCUACCCUCACCCCUGCCACACACCCCCCCCCCCACCCCCCCCCCCCAGCGGCCAGAGCUGGGCUGAGCACGGCCUUCUCCAGCUUAACGGUCUGAGACAAAAAGCUGAGAGGAUCCCCUAUAGACGAAAAAAAAGGCUUUCAAAAAUGUCGGCCGUUUGGAUUUUUUUUUUGGGCUAAUUGUUUGAGCCUUGGCACUUUGCAGCCUUUUCUCUGUUCGUUUUCAGCGGAAUAGGGGGUGACGGGUGGGGGGGGGGGGAGAGAUUCCCCGGAGGUUUGCGUCAAACACGCAGAGCGUUCUGAUUCCGGCCGUCUGUGGAAAAACGCGGCUCUCCAUGCUUGACCUGAUCUCACCUCCAAUCUCACAGGAUAAGAAAUCUCUGCUGCUGCUGCUGCUGGUGACCGCUCUAUUUAGGUGAGCACAGUCUGCCGUAAAACUUUGAUAAAUGAGCUGCUGAGUUUAGGUGGAGUUCCCGUUUCUUUUCCUGCUAAUUUGUGGUACGUACGUGCAGUCAGGACUGGACAUAAAUUCACUAAAAUCUAUUUUGUUACAAAAUCCAAAAUACCUUGCAAAAACGGUAUCCGUUUCUACGAAAAGAAACAGUUGGUGACACUAUAUGUUUUAUAGGAGAACCACGGAUGUGUAACACUUUUUUAAAUAGGCAGUGGGGUUUGUGCAUGAAUGAGGCUAGGGUUGCAGAUGAUUGGCCAUUCCAAAUUAAGAAUGGUGGUAAUUGGAGAUGCUAAUGGGAAAACCCACUAAUAUAUGGUACGACCGAAAUGCGAAACAAAUCAAGAAUCUCUCAGAAUGUGAGGACACGUGAAAAUGGGUUGGAAUAGAGGGUUGUCCCAGGAUAACAGGACAUCUAGUCGAUUGCAUAGAGGAAUGAAUCAAAGUCUGUAGUAUCUUCAGAUUAAUGAUCUUGCAACAUUUAAUUUCAGAGAUGAACUAAUUAAAUGUUUUAGUAUCCACAGCUUCUGCGUGACCUCAGUCACUUAACCUCACUUUUAGGAGGUCAGCCCGUACAGGCGCGAGGGGUGCUACUGUGGCUCAUGAUUCAUUAAAUCUAAAAAUGGGAUGUGCCAUAGCGCUGGACACACAGUUUCUCCUCACUCUGCCUGCUGCCAGUGGAACGGGAAAGGAGAUGGAGUGAGUGAUUGCUGAAGCCAUCAUUUAGGGGCAAGUGGCUGUUUACCGAUGCUGGCGAUCUGAGCAUGUGCGGUGGCCUGUUCCUCAGAAAACACAGUAAAUCAGAGAACUCCCACGCACUGCAAUCAACCUACAAGCCGGCAGUUUUUUUCUCAAGGAAAAAUGAUGUGCUGGGCGCUCUAGACUUCUGUGAAGGAAAUAAAUAAUAAUGCACUUUCCUUAUUGCGGCACCAUGACUGAUGUUAUUGAUGUCAACUUGGUUAUCCACAGUGACCACACCCAGUCUUGUGUGUGGAUGUACAUUGGUCACACCCAGUCCUCAGUGUGUAUGUACAUUGACCACUCCCAGUCCUCAGUGUGCAUGUACAUUGGUCACACCCAGUCCUCAGUGUGCAUGUACAUUGGUCACGCCAAGUCCUCAGUGUGUAUGUACAUUGACCACUCCCAGUCCUCAGUGUGUAAGUUCAUUGGCCAUGCCCAGUGCUCAGUGUGUAAGUUCAUUGGCCACGCCCAGUUCUGAAUGUGUAUGUACAGUGCCCACUCCCAGUCCUCAGUGUGUAUGUACAUUGACCACGCCCAGUCCUCAGUGUGUAAGUUCAUUGCCCAUGCCCAGUGCUCAGUGUGUAUGUAUAUUGGCCAUACCCAGUUCUGAAUGUGUAUGUACAGUGCCCACUCCCAGUCCUCAGUGUGUAUGUACAUUGACCACGCCCAGUCCUCAGUGUGUAAGUUCAUUGGCCACGCCCAGUGCUCAGUGUGUAUGUACAUUGACCACGCCCAGUCCUCAGUGUGUAAGUUCAUUGGCCAUGCCCAGUGCUCAGUGUGUAUGUAUAUUGGCCACGCCAAGUUCUGAAUGUGUAUGUACAGUGCCCACUCCCAGUCCUCAGUAUGUAUGUACAUUGGCCAUGCCCGGUCCUCAGUUUGUAUGUACAGUUCCCAGCCCAGUCCUUAGUGUGUUGAGUUGUAUUGCGUGUUGUGUCUCCCCUUUCUGAUGAUAAUCACAUAUCAUUGGUACAGCUUUUUUUCAGUUACUGGUUCUGUUGAGUACACGUACAGUGUGUUCGAUAUUUGAUUUCCCGUGUGAAAGGGGAAUGUCCUGGGGUGGGAGCACCAUCUCCCAUUAAUAUUUGAUUCAUAUUUAAUAUUUUAUGGCUCCAUCCAGUGGUUGGUGGCUAAAUAAUUUUCUAAUGCAGUUCAUUGUUUGUCCUGAAUGGGUCAGCCACUCCCGAACCCCGAAACUUGGAGAACUUUGUACACACUGUCCUCUCUCUCUCUCUCACACACACACACGCGCGCGCACACACACACAGCUGUGGGCACACUUUUCAGCAGCCCUGAUAGGUUGAUAUCACAUUACUCUAAUGAUGUUGCAGUGUUUGUUCCAGGCUCCAUGCUUGGAUUAGCCUGCAGGCUCAGGAGCUAACGGAUGCUAUAGACUCUCUGCCUCAGAUGUGGGCUCACUGAUAGACAGCCAUGGCAACGCCGGCUACUGCGCUAACAUCCUGCUAAAUUAACGCUUUUUUGAGACCUUCAGCACAGCCGGGAGCUCUGAUGCAAACUGAUGCCUCUGAGAGACACUGAUAAAGUGUUUGAACUCAGUCACAACCUUACAGAGGAUCCAACAAUCCGUUAUGCACUUUACCAGAUACAUGCAUACACACACACACACACACACACACGCUCCCACACGGACACACACACACUCACAUGCGCGCACACACACACACACAUAUGCAGGCACGUAAGCACACACUCGCACACAGACACAAACACACAAAUUCAUGCACGCAUGUAGACACACAUGCUGACACACGCAAACACAUAUACCAACAUGCAGACACAGACUCACGCAAACACAUAUACAAACAUGCAGACACAGACUCACGCCUACACAUACAUACACGCUUGCAUGUACUCACAAACAUACAUACACGCAUGCACACGCACAGACACACUUGCAUGUACACACACACACAGAGCACAGUAGAGUGGCAGGGUGUUCUUUCCUGCUAAACUGCAGCAGCCUUGCUGCACCGAGAGCCCCUCCCACUGGCUGCUGGGGACCCCCCCCCCAUGCCCCCCCCCCUCCUCCUCCUUAGUCUGAGCAGAAGUGCCAGGAGAGUGAGAGGAGAGGAGAGGAGUGGGGAGGAGAGGAGAGGAGCCGCCACAGACUGCUGCUGCUUCGCCGCCGUGCCGCCGCUGUACCGCCGCUGUACCGCCGAGCCUCGCCGGCGUUCCACGCGCACAGAGAGGCGGCUUCAGGCGAUGGAGCGGGAGGGGAGUCCCGCCCCCUAGGAGAGCCCGGCCGCCUGAGGGACACCCCCAGACAUGCAGCUGCACCCCCACGCCUGCAGCCGGCCCAUCGAGGGGCUGGGGCGCCCCGAACUCACCGCUCCCUUCCCCCGGCCGGCGUCCUUCGCGGGCGCGUCCGUCUACAGCGCCGUCCAGCAGCAGGACUACUCCUCCGGCGUCUGGCUCCGUAGGAGGGACAAACUCGAGCACUCACAGCAGAAAUGCAUUGUGGUCUUUGCACUGGUCUGCUGUUUUGCCGUUCUGGUGGCCUUGAUAUUCUCCGCCGUGGACGUUUGGGGAGACUAUGAGGACGGCAUCACUGAGGAGAACUGCAGCAGGGACUGCCGGAUAGUUCUGGUGGAGAACAUUCCGGAAGACCUCACCUUUUCUGACAAUGGUACCACCAGCCUCCCUUUCGUGGUUGGCUUGCACUCCCUUUUGGACCGGGCCAGUCGCUCUGUGGAGAUCGUCUCUUCUGAUUGGGCCCUGAACUCCUCAGAUGAGUCCAGUCCUCCCGCAGACAAGCAGGGCCAGCUCCUCCUACAGCGACUCCUCAGGCUCAAAUCCCGGCAGGUGGAUCUGAAGGUGGCCAGCGGCUUGGUUGACUCUGCAGACCUGAAGGCUCUGUCUGAGAGCAAUGCAGAGGUGCAUUACCUGAAUAUGACGGCUCUAACCAAAGGACAGUUCCACUCCUCUUUCUGGGUCGUGGACAGGAAGCAUAUGUACAUCGGGAGCGGGGGCAUGGACUGGCGCUCGCUAUCUAAGAUGAAGGAGCUGGGGGUGAUCAUCUAUGACUGCAGCUGCCUGGUGCUGGACCUGGACAGGAUAUUUAGCCUGUACUGGCAGCUGGAGUAUAAGGACUACAUUCCCUCCAUCUGGUCCAAGAGGGUGACGGGCCUGUACAACAAGGACAACGCCCUCUCUCUGCUCCUCAACGACAGCAGCGCACGCGCCUUUGUGUCUAGCUCUCCGGAUCUCUUCUGCCCAAAAGAUCGGACGAGAGACAUCGAUGCCAUUCACCGUGUGAUCCUGGAUGCCAAGAGGUUCAUCUACAUCUCCAUCACAGACUACCUGCCGCUGGUCAAGAGGAGCUCACACAGGUACUGGUCUCUGAUUGACGAGAUGCUGCGGGAGGCGCUGAUCCUGCGGGGAAUCAAGGUGCGGCUGCUGAUCAGCUGCUGGAGGCACACCAACCCCCUCACCUUCAACUUCGUCUGGUCCCUCAAGACCCUCUGCAUGCAGCUGCCCAACUGCACCCUGGAGGUGAAAUUCUUCAGCCCCAGAGAGUUUAGGAAUGGCACUGUGCAAGGAAUCAACCACAACAAGUACAUGGUGACAGACAGUGCAGUGUAUAUUGGGAACUUUGAUUGGGUGGGAAACGAGUUUGCAUAUAACGCGGGGGCGGGGCUAGUCAUCAGCCAGACUGAAGAUCCGGAGGGGAGGGCUGUCACCAUCGUGGGGCAGGUGAAGGCCGCAUUCGAGAGGGACUGGUACUCCCGCUACACCAAGAGCCUCCAGGCCAACAAGGUUCCGGAGUGCAGCAAGAGCCGGGUCAGCCUCCCGCCCCCCCUCAAGACCCGCCCGGAGAGCAGAGAGAGCAAGGAGACCUCCAACGCCUCCCUCUGAUCUCACCUUACGCCCGGCCUCGUCUGAAAGUCAUGUUCCCUUUAAGCUGUGACCUUUGACCCUGCAGGGCUUGACCGCUGACCUCCUUUAGUUGUUCUGAGACUCGAAGGUGCCUCAGGCUCUGUUCCUUCUGUUUGGGUCACGGGUGAGACCUGUGCCAAACCGGACCUUUCCACAGAACACCGAGUCAUGGUUCCAGGGCAAAAACCUGGCUUUGGAGUGUAUUUCGCGGGUUCACAUCGCUGUAGGCUACUUAUUGUGAAAGAGGCUUUUUUUUCUAUGUAGCGUCAGUUCAUUAUUCACACGGAGUGCUUUAAACCCAUGGGCUCCUCAGCACAGUGAUAGAUUCUCUCCAAACGUCGGCUUGGAGACUCAUUCACGGUCAUCACAGAAACCUAAAUCAGCAGCACCGUUCCAUGAAAUACCCACACACAUUUCCCUCAGGACAGGGUGAACAGAAAAUAAGCAUAAGACAGUGAUUUUUAAACAACAAUACUGCUGCAAUAUAGCAUAGUGUGUAUUGUUCUAUGGGAUAUAUCUCUAAAAAUAUUGUAAAAACAGUCAUGGCCUGCCUUUGUUCACAUAUUUUCUAGGUCCCUGUAGUGCCCACUUUUACACCAUUGUAGAAUACAUUAUUGGAUGGAUAAACAUGACAAGGCUUUCCUUGCUUAAAAUUUGAGAUCUGGUUUAUACGAAUUCUCUAAAAGCACACUUAGAUUAAACGGGUAAAAUGACCUUUUGUCAUUACAUUCAUGGCCUUGGAGUUUAAUUUCAGUCAAAACUCGCUGAAUCUCCUGAAUUUGCCUUUUAUUGCAGGACAGAGGUGCUACCUUUGUGUUCCCAGCAAAGCAUUUAUGUCCAAUUCAGUCAUCGUCAAAACCCCAGUACAUUUCAGUCAUCAACAAAGGCACAGUCCAUUUUAGUCAGCAAAACACCAGGCCAUUUCAGUCAUCAACAAAGGCUCAGUUCAUUUUAGUCAGGAAAACCCCAGGACAUUUCAGUCAUCAACAAAGGCUCAGUCCAUUUUAGUCAGCAAAACUUCAGUCCGUUUUAGUCAUCACCAAAACAUCUGUACAUUUCAUUCAUUGCCACACACUAUUACUGUAUGGAGCCCUGAGUGUGGUAGUACUGUUAGGUCAGACAAUGUAUUGCACAUGUAAACUGUCAGCCAAAGAUAGUGGAGUGAUUUUGUGCAGUAAGGAGGUACAGCAAUAGCCCUAAAAUACCAGAGUUUCAUGGGUCACACAAAAUGACGACCAAUCUCACGCGCACACACAUCCAGCUCCUAAAAGCUCAAACAUUUCCAUUAAAAUAAUUCCUGGCAUUUUGGCAUCUGAGAUGGUGUACUGAACCUGGUGCAUUUUUUUAAAUUGAGGCUCUAUUGCUAUAUUUCUAAAAUAGAAAUGCCAUAUAAAGGUCUCUACUUUGAGCACUGGCUAAGGAACAGUCAAAAUAAUGACACUCAAAAUAAUGUAUAAUAAGGUCAAAUAAGCUUUAAACACUCCAAAUAAAAGUAACUGUAAAAGGCGUUAAAGGGAUGUGUAAUACAUUUGCAGUUAAUGUGUGGAAUUAAUUUGGGGAAGGCAGAGGUUCUAUCCCUGACUGUUGGAUUCCCGGAGAGGUACUGCUGGGAUGGGUAAACUGUGUUUAUCUUUCUCCCUCAUUUUUAGUUGAAGACCUUGAUUUUUCUGAGUGAAACGUGUUUACUGCCAAACCGUUCUUUAAAAUAUUUCACAAAGUAAUGACUUUUAAAAUCAAAUGUCACAUUGCGUACAAAUUGAUUCUCCAUCCCUGUCCCUUAUUUUCGAAAUAUGAUUUGGCGCUGGUGGGCGCUUUUGCUUUUAUAACGGCAGUAGUUUUGCAGGGUGUUAAAGUGCACGUCUGUUUAUCGGGUGAUUUAUUUUACAAUGAAACAUAAACAGACUGAUCAUAAAUGCAGGCCUAUUAAUCUAGAUUGCAUGAAUUGUGCAUGGUUUUAUUUUUAAAAAACUGUACUCUUACGUAAAGUAACUGCCUUGCAAACACCUGUCCGUUUACAUAGUAUCAACUAAAGACUAGACUAGUUGUACAUAUACAUAUAUAUCACAGAAUGAAUCAAUACAGGGAAGGUAAUGUAUGUAUUAUGAAAUCACCACAACAAAAUGUCUGCCCAUUUCAAUCACAUCAGACCUAAUCUGAUAUCUGUGCAAUGAGAACAGCUAAGUUCUACUAAACUGAUGCACAACAUAUACUACUCUUUCAGAACCUAUGUGACAAUGUUAAAGAAACACAAUGCAAAAAAAUUCAGAACUUUGAAAUGGUUAUACGUGAAAGACCUGUGCUGAGAAAUCACCGAUUAUAGCAGGGAAAUCAUGGCAUUGAACACAUUUUUUCUGAUGCCUUAAUUUUUCUCCUAUUAAAGUACUGUUUUCCAGAAAGUGGUUUAUAUGUUGAUAUCCCAGAGUUCAGGACAGGACCAGUUCAGUUCAGUUAAUUCAUUGAAAAAUCCUCAUUCAAACAUUAGGAGCACAUUCAGUUCAUGAAUAGAAUUAAUUUCUGGAAUGGACUAAACUGAAACAGAAGAAAGCUCAAACAUUGAUAGACACAUUGAUAUUUAUCUGUGUUACAUGCAGUCCUAUUUGCACCCAUAUUUAAUAUAUAGCUUUUAUGUGAUUAUGGUUAAAAAAAAUUACACUGAUUGUACGUUUUCUCUCUUAUUGGUUGUUCCGAAAGCCUAUGUAUUGAAAAGAAAAGAACAUUAGGCUUUGUUUCUGGAUCUUGUUCUGACCAAAAACUUUUUAUUUAUUUGUUUUUUACAUUUGUAUGUGCUUUUUAACAUCAGAUACAAACUAUAAUGUUAUUUUGUAAACCACAUCUUUCUUGAAAGAAAGAAUAUCUUUUUAAAUGACAUUCUUAGUACUGGUAUUUUCUACAUUCGUGUUUUCACAUUUUUAUAUGAAGUAAAACCAUGUAUUUUUUCCCCCCUCUCACUUUUGUGUUGACCAAUAUAACCACUAGCUUUCUUUGGAACAAAGUCAUUUGCUGUUUCAUAUUUUAUCAGACAAAAAUGUGUCUUUUCUUGAUCACAUGCCUUGGAAUGUAGUGUCGUAGCUGCUGAUCUGAUUACAUGCAGGAAAUGUAUUAAUGACAAGCUCUUCCACAGAAGUGCCAUGCAGGAGUGGUGUUUCAAUAUUGAAUUGAUAUUUUAUAACUGAAGAACGCUUUGUACAAACAUUUUGGUAUGUUUCAUGCCAUUUUAACUGGCCUACUUUUGGGCAGAUGGCAUUUCUAAGGGUCAUCACAGAUCAUAAUUGUUUAAUAUCAUCAGAACUGUCUAAAAGAUGUUAGAUCAGGGGAAAAAUCUUCUCACCCAAUCAGUGUAAGUCAGCCAUACAAACUUGCUGUCACUUUAAAAUGUUAACUUUAGAAUAUUCUGCAAAGGGCAGUAUUUUUUCAUAUAAUAAUAAUAAUAAUAAUAAUAAUAAUAAUAAUAAUUCUAGUAUAUAUUCUGUGAUACAUAGUAUAGAUUAUCUUCCAUAACCAUAUAGGAUGUACACAGUAGUUUGACUAUUGACACCAAGCCAGUCAAAGUUGUAAUAGACUUAAAUAUUAUUGCUGGGUGGUGUUCCUUGACAGCUGGCAUAUGAUCUAAUAAUGUGGCUCACCAGUGCCACCUUGAGUUGUAACAAAAGCAUUGUCCCCAGAAUAACUCCAAUGUAAGAAAUAUCACAGAAAUUUGCAAAAUCAUUAGGCUUUCCUUGCCAUGUUCAAAGUCAACCAUUGAAAGUCAGGCUACUGGAAGUGAUGGCGUGCAUGUGUGUGUUUUCAUUUUAUUGGUCCAUUUUGUCUGAAUAGUAAUCAUAGCAUUCUUCACUUAUGUAUCAAUAUGCCUCGGUCCUAACGUGCUCCAAAGUAAAUCUCUCUGGUCUUCGUAAACUAGCCUUGAACCUUUAAGUAUGACUGAGAAACAAAUUAUUAAAGGUCAUGUGACAGAAUGUACGAUUCCUGUCCAAAGGUAACCCAUCAUAUUACAGCGCUUCCAUUGGACUGCUGCCAGAUUGUGAUCUUUGGAUUUUAUUGAUGUGCCAUUUUGGGUCAUAUGUGUGCUUAAUAAAUAAGAGCACUGCACAUCUGUCCUUUCCAGGGGACAGUGAUGGAUUUUGUGUACAGAAUAUAAUAGAAAUUUUGCUGCUGAGGGUUGUAAGGUUGAGAUUACUGGUGUGUGUGUGUCUUGGUUUCAGUGCUCUGGGGCUUGUCACUCCAUUGCUUUGUUCUGUUCACUUAAUGGUGUCCACUUGCUGGUGGACUGCCCUUACAAAAAAAAAUGUAACGUGUCAAUAGAUGAACCAUUGCCCCUUCCAUAUCUUACAUGGCAUGUAUAUAUUGUAGAAUGCAUUGCACAAUUGCACAUAAUAUAUUGUGCGAUAUAUGCAUAAAAUUUAAUAUACAAAAGUAGCAAAAGGUAUAUAUACUUUUGCAAUAUGUGUCACGUUUUGACGUAGAAUACAGAAUAUAUGCCUUAUAUUUGUAUUAGAAAGAUUUACCUAUUUUGACAUAUAUUAAAUUUUUAAUAGAGGCAUAGACUCCCUGAGAUGAUUUUACACUUGAAUGCAUUGAUUGCUAUGCAUUUUGAAUGCUUAAAUAUGGUUCUUACUAAUUUAUCUGUAGCUAACUAUCAAACCUGGCAUGCUACCUGUUUGCAUGGCCUGCCUUUAGCAACUACAACCCUGGCUGAAGCCUUUUUGCAAUAUAGUGGAUUUUAAACUGCAACGCAAAGUAAAUUUAUUAUAUAAUCUUCUGAAUGCUUAUUAACUAUGUUGAUAUGUUCACUUUUUACUGGACUCUUAAUAAACGAACAUUAUUUAAUGAA
Molecule: messenger RNA, 10953 nt
Organism: Anguilla rostrata (American eel)
Lineage: Eukaryota; Metazoa; Chordata; Actinopteri; Anguilliformes; Anguillidae
Product: inactive phospholipase D5-like
Exons: 12
Coding region: 4515-6104 (529 amino acids)
Molecular function (GO): catalytic activity
Source: RefSeq, a predicted model, not a curated record